AUGGAACAGUGUGAAAUGAGCAAAGGGAUUGAAAUCGGAGAAGGUGUAUACUGGGACUCAAUGUACAAAGCCAAAGGUCUAAUAGAUGGCAAAAGCUGUGACCUGAACCAGUCUAUGCCAGAAAUAUUGGAAGAAGUUACCUUUCCCUUGGGAAUCCGGCAUUCCGCAUGUGAAGAGCCCAAAAUAUCACCCAAGCAGUUGCAGCAGAAGACUGAACACCAUGACGCCACAUCAGCACAACUGCAAAACCGCUCACUCAGUCAACUUGCACAAGCCACAGCCGACAGACUUCGCAUUCACGAGAAGGAGGCCCUGCAGCAAGAACUACCAUCCCGGCCGCCAACUCCAUCUUGGGCCUACGAGGAAGCUGACGUGGCCGCUUCCAAAACGACAGAAGUGCCGCGGGAGCCCACUCUUACGCAGGAAGAACUAGACCACAUCGCAUAUAUUCAGAAGCUCGCAGAGGAAACAUCGUUCGCAGUUGAACCCCCUCCUCGUCCAGCACCUCCUUCAGUGACUGAAGAUGAACGAAGAAAAGACUCGUUUGUGGCAGAUGAGGCAGAUCAACCGCGCUAUGCAGCAGAGUUGGAAAGCGAGGAAUCUCAAGCGACGUCAGGAGCUGAUGAAGAGCUCGCCUCUGACAUGGGUUCUCCAGCUCCAAUAUACGAGCGAACAUCACCGCUGCUAGAGGAACGAAAGCAGGAGCAUGUUGAAGAAACAUCAUUUGAUGAGGUGGACCACAGGGAAACGGCAAUGCCGGAAGUAUCAUUCGGACAGCCAAUUCCAUCUUGGGCCUACGAUGAAGCUGACGUGGCCGCUUCCAAAACAACAGAAGUGCCGCGGGAGCCCACUCUUACGCAGGAAGAACUAGACCACAUCGCAUAUAUUCAGAAACUCGCAGAGGAAACAUCGUUCGCAGUUGAACCCCCUCCUCGUCCAGCACCUCCUUCAGUGACUGAAGAUGAACGAAGAAAAGACUCGUUUGUGGCAGAUGAGGCAGAUCAACCGCGCUAUGCAGCAGAGUUGGAAAGCGAGGAAUCUCAAGCGACGUCAGGAGCUGAUGAAGAGCUCGCCUCUGACAUGGGUUCUCCAGCUCCAAUAUACGAGCGAACAUCACCGCUGCUAGAGGAACGAAAGCAGGAGCAUGUUGAAGAAACAUCAUUUGAUGAGGUGGACCACAGGGAAACGGCAAUGCCGGAAGUAUCAUUCGGACAGCCAAUUCCAUCUUGGGCCUACGAUGAAGCUGACGUGGCCGCUUCCAAAACAACAGAAGUGCCGCGGGAGCCCACUCUUACGCAGGAAGAACUAGACCACAUCGCAUAUAUUCAGAAACUCGCAGAGGAAACAUCGUUCGCAGUUGAACCCCCUCCUCGUCCAGCACCUCCUUCAGUGACUGAAGAUGAACGAAGAAAAGACUCGUUUGUGGCAGAUGAGGCAGAUCAACCGCGCUAUGCAGCAGAGUUGGAAAGCGAGGAAUCUCAAGCGACGUCAGGAGCUGAUGAAGAGCUCGCCUCUGACAUGGGUUCUCCAGCUCCAAUAUACGAGCGAACAUCACCGCUGCUAGAGGAACGAAAGCAGGAGCAUGUUGAAGAAACAUCAUUUGAUGAGGUGGACCACAGGGAAACGGCAAUGCCGGAAGUAUCAUUCGGACAGCCAAUUCCAUCUUGGGCCUACGAUGAAGCUGACGUGGCCGCUUCCAAAACAACAGAAGUGCCGCGGGAGCCCACUCUUACGCAGGAAGAACUAGACCACAUCGCAUAUAUUCAGAAACUCGCAGAGGAAACGUCGUUCGCAGUUGAGCCACCAUCUCAAACUCCUUCACUCCAGGCGGCAGCAUUUGCUCAAAGUGAAGUUCUUACGCAAGAAGAACUAGACCACAUCGCGUACAUUCAGAAACUCGCAGAGGAAACGUCGUUCGCAGUUGAGCCACCAUCUCAAACUCCUUCACUCCAGGCGGCAGCAUUUGCUCAAAGUGAAGUUCUUACGCAAGAAGAACUAGACCACAUCGCGUACAUUCAGAAGCUCGCAGAGGAAACAUCGUUCGCAGUUGAACCCCCUCCUCGUCCAGCACCUCCUUCAGUGACUGAAGAUGAACGAAGAAAAGACUCGUUUGUGGCAGAUGAGGCAGAUCAACCGCGCUAUGCAGCAGAGUUGGAAAGCGAGGAAUCUCAAGCGACGUCAGGAGCUGAUGAAGAGCUCGCCUCUGACAUGGGUUCUCCAGCUCCAAUAUACGAGCGAACAUCACCGCUGCUAGAGGAACGAAAGCAGGAGCAUGUUGAAGAAACAUCAUUUGAUGAGGUGGACCACAGGGAAACGGCAAUGCCGGAAGUAUCAUUCGGACAGCCAAUUCCAUCUUGGGCCUACGAUGAAGCUGACGUGGCCGCUUCCAAACAAACAGAAGUGCCGCGGGAGCCCACUCUUACGCAGGAAGAACUAGACCACAUCGCAUAUAUUCAGAAACUCGCAGAGGAAACGUCGUUCGCAGUUGAGCCACCAUCUCAAACUCCUUCACUCCAGGCGGCAGCAUUUGCUCAAAGUGAAGUUCUUACGCAAGAAGAACUAGACCACAUCGCGUACAUUCAGAAGCUCGCAGAGGAAACAUCGUUCGCAGUUGAACCCCCUCCUCGUCCAGCACCUCCUUCAGUGACUGAAGAUGAACGAAGAAAAGACUCGUUUGUGGCAGAUGAGGCAGAUCAACCGCGCUAUGCAGCAGAGUUGGAAAGCGAGGAAUCUCAAGCGACGUCAGGAGCUGAUGAAGAGCUCGCCUCUGACAUGGGUUCUCCAGCUCCAAUAUACGAGCGAACAUCACCGCUGCUAGAGGAACGAAAGCAGGAGCAUGUUGAAGAAACAUCAUUUGAUGAGGUGGACCACAGGGAAACGGCAAUGCCGGAAGUAUCAUUCGGACAGCCAAUUCCAUCUUGGGCCUACGAUGAAGCUGACGUGGCCGCUUCCAAAACAACAGAAGUGCCGCGGGAGCCCACUCUUACGCAGGAAGAACUAGACCACAUCGCAUAUAUUCAGAAACUCGCAGAGGAAACGUCGUUCGCAGUUGAGCCACCAUCUCAAACUCCUUCACUCCAGGCGGCAGCAUUUGCUCAAAGUGAAGUUCUUACGCAAGAAGAACUAGACCACAUCGCGUACAUUCAGAAGCUCGCAGAGGAAACAUCGUUCGCAGUUGAACCCCCUCCUCGUCCAGCACCUCCUUCAGUGACUGAAGAUGAACGAAGAAAAGACUCGUUUGUGGCAGAUGAGGCAGAUCAACCGCGCUAUGCAGCAGAGUUGGAAAGCGAGGAAUCUCAAGCGACGUCAGGAGCUGAUGAAGAGCUCGCCUCUGACAUGGGUUCUCCAGCUCCAAUAUACGAGCGAACAUCACCGCUGCUAGAGGAACGAAAGCAGGAGCAUGUUGAAGAAACAUCAUUUGAUGAGGUGGACCACAGGGAAACGGCAAUGCCGGAAGUAUCAUUCGGACAGCCAAUUCCAUCUUGGGCCUACGAUGAAGCUGACGUGGCCGCUUCCAAAACAACAGAAGUGCCGCGGGAGCCCACUCUUACGCAGGAAGAACUAGACCACAUCGCAUAUAUUCAGAAACUCGCAGAGGAAACGUCGUUCGCAGUUGAGCCACCAUCUCAAACUCCUUCACUCCAGGCGGCAGCAUUUGCUCAAAGUGAAGUUCUUACGCAAGAAGAACUAGACCACAUCGCGUACAUUCAGAAGCUCGCAGAGGAAACAUCGUUCGCAGUUGAACCCCCUCCUCGUCCAGCACCUCCUUCAGUGACUGAAGAUGAACGAAGAAAAGACUCGUUUGUGGCAGAUGAGGCAGAUCAACCGCGCUAUGCAGCAGAGUUGGAAAGCGAGGAAUCUCAAGCGACGUCAGGAGCUGAUGAAGAGCUCGCCUCUGACAUGGGUUCUCCAGCUCCAAUAUACGAGCGAACAUCACCGCUGCUAGAGGAACGAAAGCAGGAGCAUGUUGAAGAAACAUCAUUUGAUGAGGUGGACCACAGGGAAACGGCAAUGCCGGAAGUAUCAUUCGGACAGCCAAUUCCAUCUUGGGCCUACGAUGAAGCUGACGUGGCCGCUUCCAAAACAACAGAAGUGCCGCGGGAGCCCACUCUUACGCAGGAAGAACUAGACCACAUCGCAUAUAUUCAGAAACUCGCAGAGGAAACGUCGUUCGCAGUUGAGCCACCAUCUCAAACUCCUUCACUCCAGGCGGCAGCAUUUGCUCAAAGUGAAGUUCUUACGCAAGAAGAACUAGACCACACAUCGCAUACAUUCAGAGAAGCUCGCAGAGGAAACGUCGUUCGCAGUUGA
Molecule: messenger RNA, 4311 nt
Organism: Ostertagia ostertagi
Lineage: Eukaryota; Metazoa; Nematoda; Chromadorea; Rhabditida; Trichostrongylidae
Source: the annotation of a GenBank genome assembly